AUGAGUGCAGGUAAAAGCGAUCACAAAGAUGAGGUUGGGUAUGUUUUGAAAGAAUUAAAAGAAGGUUUACCACAUGGUGAUAUAUUUGAUGUUAAAUAUGGCGAUGCCAGUGUUGAUAAUUGCCUCGAAUUAACAAAAGAUGAGUCAAAAUCAAAACCGGUAAUUGAAGUUGAUAAUAGGAGAUUAAAAGCGAAAAAUCAAUAUCUGACAUUGAUAAUGACCGAUCCGGAUGCGCCUUCUCCCACUAAUCAUACUCGUGCCCCAUAUCUUCAUUACAUUGUUACUAAUGCACGAAAAAUGGAUUUUAGCGAUGGAACAGCCAUAUGCAACUAUAUGGGUCCAAAUCCUCCCAGUGGUUCAGGACCACAUCGUUAUAUUUUCUUAUUAUAUAUUUCAAAUGACAUGGUUGAGCAUGAUAACAUAGAUGAUAGCCAACGUGUACAAUAUCCUAUACAUGAAUUUGUUCGAACAUAUAAUCUCGGUCUUGAAGCGGCAAAAUAUUUUAUAACAUCAGGUUAA
This is a messenger RNA of Didymodactylos carnosus, 519 nucleotides long. The record is from the annotation of a GenBank genome assembly. Lineage: Eukaryota; Metazoa; Rotifera; Eurotatoria; Philodinida; Philodinidae.